GUAAAACAAAACAGUUAGAAAUUAGCAUAACACUUUAUUUUCACUUCUAUCCGCAAUCUAAUUGGCAAUCAAUGAUAGCACUAAAGAUAUAAAAAAUCCAUGCAAGGUCAGUGGCCGCUAUCAAGAUAUCAAAAAUCCAGGCAAGGUCAGUGCCCGCGAUCAGACUUUUUCUCGAGGCUGUAGACAGGUUCAACUGGAAACCAACUCACAUUCUAUGCCUGCUCAAAAAUUUAUAUGUGAACCUGUAAGCGAUCCCUAUACACCGUCUAUUAUAUUACCGGUACGAUAUUUUAUUUUAUUUUCUGCUUUAUUUUAAUUAAGGGCUUUUAUGGGCUUCAGACUAAUAGCGCACAAUUGCUUUUCUAACAGAUAUUCGCUAAUAGGUAGAUACACGAAAGUCGUCUUUUUAAUAGUUAGCAUAAAACAACGACGGCCAUGCCAAACUCUGCUGAUCAUUAUUCGAUCCAACCGGCCUAUCGGCACAGCGACCUGGAGAACAAAUCAAGAGUGUCAGGGAAAAAAAUGAAAGAAUGCUCCGUCUGGGCAUUUGGUUAUGGGUCUAUCAUUUGGAAGGUAGACUUUCCGACUACCGAGUCGUGUGUCGGGUAUGUUCGCGGUUUUGUGCGGAGGUUCUACCAAGGGUCUACGGAUCAUAGGGGAACGCCGGAAAGUCCUGGAAGAGUGGUCACCUUAUUACCUACGGGUAUCGAAGAAGACAAAGUCUGGGGAGUUGCGUAUCGGAUUCCCGAUGAGGAGGUGGAGAGCGUGAUAUCACAUUUGGACUAUAGGGAGAAAGGAGGUUUCACUCGAUCGAAGACGUUGUUCUUUCCUAAAGAUUCAAAGGUAGAACCCUUUGAAAUUAUUGUCUACGUAGCAGUCGAAGGAAAUGUCAAUUAUCUUGGCCCGGCCCCACUGGACGAAAUCGCCCGUACCAUCGCCUUUUCUCGUGGGCCCUCCGGCACCAAUGUUGAGUAUUUGUUCAAUCUUUGCAAAUCUAUGAGAGAGCUUGUGCCCGAGGUUAAGGACGAGCAUCUCUUUACUCUUGAAGCUGGAGUUCGAAAAUUAUUAGCCAGAGAAGAGGAAGCAACACAAUUAAAGCAGGAAAAUCUGAAGCUCCAAAAUCCAAAAGCAUGAUUAUCGAUAGUGAUAAACGAGAUAACGCAGAGAACAGUAAUUGGUGUAGUGCUAUAUUAAUCGACAGUGCUGCUGAGAAAAAUAUAUAAUUCGCGAAUGUGCCUGGUAAUAAUCAGGCACAUUCGCGAAUUAUAUAUAUUUGAAAUUAAUGAAGAUGUAGUCCAUACUAUUUACACAAAAAUAAGGCACGAAAUCCCGAGCUUUGAGACAGUUUAUGAAGAGCCUGGCAAUUAUACUUUUGAGAUAGCAUAAGUUAGCUGCACCACGAAUGAAAUAAAUGGUAUGAAAUACACCACAUGAAAUCGUGUUUAAUAACAAUUUUAGAUGCAUUUGUCGAGUUUUGUUCAUUGACUUUACGGACGAUUCCGGCGUGGUAAAUGGUAUUUCAGACCUUUGGUUACUGGUCAAACAUUAAUUGGCGUAUUACUGGCUUACAACCAUCCCACGUUGUGCAUUUCGAAGAUAUUUUUAGAGCUUAUAAUCAGUGUAUAGUUCUUUACUUAUCACAGUACUACCGCUAUUAAGUACGCCAAUUACAAACAAAAAACGCUUUAGUCCUAAAAACUAACAAAGACUUCCAAAAGGAACAAAGUUUACUUUGUACACAGGCGCAAUCUGGUUCUACCCAACUCAUUUUCACAUUCGCGGCGGUUGGUAAGUGACCAGUUAUUCCGCUGUCGUCGUUCGAGAAUUAAGCUGAUAAUCUCUAUUUAUAUUUAUUCGACUAACUGCAUCGUUGUACAAAAAUUGCUUUAAACAUUUAUAUGGAAUGUUGGAACCAAUCCUUAUUAUCUUCAUAUUAUAGUUUUCAUGGAAAACUAUAAUAUGAAGAAAAAAAAAUGGAAUCCCCUAUUGAGAUCAAUGAUUAAAGGGCUGUUUAUUCCUUCGAUGUACUUCGUAAGGAUUGUCUCAGUCCGGUGACACUUAUGUAAAUGCAUACUAAUUUCAAUGUAUCAGUUUUGGAUAUGCAAUGAAUUUUAUGCAAUGAAUUACAAUGAAUUUUGCAAUGAAUUAACGCGAUAUCGAAAAGAGUACUUCAGUGGAAAAUUCGUUACUAGGUGACCAACUGAUCUGAACCAAAAAUUAAAAUGCUUUUUCUCUCUCGAUCGAAAUACUUGUCAAAAUAAUUUAUCGUUCCAAUCUGCAUCGUUUCUGUUCUCUCU
Varroa destructor (honeybee mite) is the source of this 2297-nucleotide messenger RNA. Its product is annotated as putative glutathione-specific gamma-glutamylcyclotransferase 2. The record is from RefSeq and is a predicted model, not a curated record. Gene Ontology annotation, cellular component: cytoplasm. Lineage: Eukaryota; Metazoa; Arthropoda; Arachnida; Mesostigmata; Varroidae. Gene Ontology annotation, molecular function: glutathione specific gamma-glutamylcyclotransferase activity. Gene Ontology annotation, biological process: glutathione catabolic process.